Molecule: messenger RNA, 1332 nt
Organism: Pneumocystis jirovecii RU7
Lineage: Eukaryota; Fungi; Ascomycota; Pneumocystomycetes; Pneumocystales; Pneumocystaceae
Exons: 3
Coding region: 1-1332 (443 amino acids)
Biological process (GO): spliceosomal tri-snRNP complex assembly
Source: RefSeq, a predicted model, not a curated record
AUGGCGUCACUCAUAGUUCUUAACCUCCCACGAGGCGCACUAUUUGGCAUUGAUGGACACACAUGGAAAACAGGUGAAUAUUUCUGUGGUUUUCAGGACGUUCCUGAGGGUCUUCACUGGGCAUAUUAUACAAUAUCAGUUUGUGAGGCACAAAAAGGACAAUAUGGGUUUUGUCAGGGCUUUUUCUUUAGAAUUGAGGCUGCAGAUCGUGUAAUUUGGCAAUAUAAUAGUAAUAGAGAAAUGCUACAGAGAGAAAUAACAGAGACAAGACUGGAGACAGUGGUGCAGGAGAGGCUGAUUGUCUUUCCAGUGGAGAAAAAUAGAGAGCAUAGAGUGGGCAAAGAGGCGCAUAUACUUGGAUCAGAAGCAUAUAUAUCGGAGUUUGGCUGCAGGGUAGGAGACAGAGCGUUAGGUGCAGAUAUAGAGGAGAAAGAGGCUUGUACAGUGGAUAAAAGCACGCAUACAAUAAGUAAAAACGUGCAUAUAGUCGGUGGAGAAGUGUCUACAGAGGGAAAAAGGUCGAUUUUUGGGCAGUUAAUGUGUUGGAUAACAUGCAGUAUGCUAGACAAAGUGUUAUCAGUACCAUGGGAAGUUACAUCAGCAACAUCAUCCUAUUUAGACGAAGCAUUACCGGGUCUUCCGGUGAUUGAAGCAGAGGGAACAAUGGAGUUGCUUGGGAUUGAGCUUCGGCGGACAUGGCGUCCAGGAGCGGUGGGACAAGAAGUAACAGAGGGAUUUCUGGACAAAAGUUGGGAACUUGAGCGGAUUAUUGAGACAGAGUGUUUGGGAGGUGCGGGUGGAUUAGAAUGUUUUUUUGGUCUAAAUUGGGUAGAUAUUGGGCGUUUUUUGGGAGAAUUUCAGAUGUGUUUUAUUGUCUUUAUUUUUGUUUCGAAUGGAUCAUGUUUGGAGCAAUGGAAACGGAUGAUAACGUUGAUUUCGUCGUGUAGUAGGGCAAUUGGUUCUUUUUCGAGCUUUUAUGUGCAUUGGAUGGAUGCAUUUAGGAUACAGUUGCAAUACUGCCCUGAAGAUGUUUUUGUAGAUGUGUUUCAGGAUAGAGGAUACAUUAAGAAGUCUCUUAAGAGGUUGGAAUGUAAUAUUUUGAAUGCAGAAGCUUCAGUGGGAUCUUUGGAUGCAGUAAAAAGGGCGUUUAUGUGUUUGUUGGAUACUUUGAAACAGCGGUUCCACAUAGAUUUGAAUAUUCAAAAGGGAACCUAUCUGCAUUCUACGUCUUUGGUGUAUGAUUCGGAAAAUGAUGAGUUAGUUGAUAUGAGCGACAAUGAUUCAUAUGAUAAUGGUGAUUCUGACGAUGAUCCGAUUGUGGUUCAACUUUAG